GAUUGCAAGUACAUAUUCUCAAGUUAUUUUCCUUUCCUUAUUAUUUUUUGUUUGUGAGCCGCUUUAUAAUAUCAACAAUAGCCCUGUGCUUCUAAUAUUUAUUUUUUAUUUCAUCCUCCAUAAAACAAUUACAAUUAUGAACGACGAGAAGCACGUUGCUGGAGCUGCGACACAGACGCCAGACUUCUACUCGUCCGACGAGUCAAACACAAAUAAGGAGUUUGACGUUCCUGAGGACGUCGACGGCAAGAAGCUCAAGUGGGCGUACCGCAAGGUUGACGCCACUCUUCUCUUCAUUCUCUUCCUCAGCAAUGUUCUCAACAGCAUGGACAGAGCCAACCUGGGGUUGUCCAAGGUAGCCGGGUUGGAGAAAGAUCUUGGCUUGAAAGGCAGCGACUUCAACGUCAUUGCCAGCAUCAUGUACCCGACCUACCUCGUAUGCAUGCUUCCGAGCAACCUGGCCCUGCGCAAGUUCGGCGCUCGCUUCUGGCUCAGCCUGAUUACUGUUGUCUGGGGCCUCAUUAACAUGUGCAUGGCGUUUGCCAAGAACCGUACUGAUAUGAUUCUUUGCCGUCUGUUCCUCGGUGCCGCCGAGUCGGGAGCUGCCCCAGGCGCCCUCAUGCUGAUCUCUCUGUGGUACCCUCGCCACAUGGUCACCUCGCGCGUGGCCCUGUUUUACUCGGCGUUUGCUGCUGGUGCCAUCAUCGGCGGGCCCAUCGCUGCUGGUAUUGGCAAAAUGACCAACCCGCGCUUUAAUGGUUGGGAGUGGAUCUUCUUUAUCGAGGGCCUGGUUACCGCUGGAUUCGGUCUUCUGAUGUACGUCUUUUUGGCUGACUAUCCCAACAAGAGCUGGACCAUGAACAAUAAGGAGAAGGCUCUGAUUGGUCAGAAUAUGGCACUUGACCAGAUUGACGGAGGUCACCGCCCUGUGUCGUACAAGAGGCUUUUGCAGCAUGCCUGCGACCCGCUGAUCUACAGCCAGGCGCUCAUCCUCUUCACCGCUAACUUUGGUGUAAACACAAUCCUGACUUUCUCAGCCAUCAUUGUCAAAAACCUCGGGUACGAUGCCGGGGCCUCACAGGCCCUGCAGGCGGCCCCCGGCAUUUGCGGCUUCAUCGGUUGCAUAUUAAGUCGCUACUAUCCCAGAUUUUUUGGCAACCACUACCGCAGCUCGCUUUUCUGCUCUGCUUGGGUUGCUGUCGCCUCGAUCAUCCUGCUGUCCACCCGCAACAGUGGCGCCAACAUUUUUGCUCUCUGCAUUCUGUCCUUUGGCAGCUUUGGCAAUGUCAGUAUGGGUCCCGGAUGGCUUAUGAGCAACGUCGGCGGUCCCACUCGCGGUGCCCUUGGCGGCGCCAUGAACGUCAUCUGCGGCGGUCUUGGUGGUCUCUGCACCUCGUACAUCUACCGCAACAAGGACGCCCCUAACUACAUGUUUGGCCAUGGCAUGAAUCUCUUUGCCGCGUUGCUUGCCUUCAUCACCGCAACCAUCUCGUACGUCAUUAUUGUCCGCCGGAACAAAUUCAGAGAAGCGCACCCCAUUGACAUUUCAAACAUGUCGGAAGAUGAGGUUAAGGACCUCGAGACUGACCACCCCAACUUUAGGUUUGUUGAGUAAAGUGUGCUGUCAUUUGUCUUUUGGAGCACUUGACACCCAGUUUUCUUAUUUCCUUUUCCUUUUAUGAUUAAUUAUUACUUGUACGAUAUCCUGCUUUUAUUUAAAUACAUUUUUCUAUUUUCAAUUA
Kickxella alabastrina is the source of this 1742-nucleotide messenger RNA. RefSeq names its product major facilitator superfamily domain-containing protein. The record is from RefSeq and is a predicted model, not a curated record. The transcript has a single exon. Gene Ontology annotation, cellular component: membrane. Gene Ontology annotation, biological process: transmembrane transport. The coding region runs from base 137 to 1615 and encodes 492 amino acids. Lineage: Eukaryota; Fungi; Kickxellomycota; Kickxellomycetes; Kickxellales; Kickxellaceae. Gene Ontology annotation, molecular function: transmembrane transporter activity.